CUCACAGAGAGCAUUCAUGCUUGAAAAAGGAGCUUGAAAAAGGAGCUCUCUAUUACUUUGACCCUCAAUGCUGAUUUAGGACAGAGUUGAUCUUCACACUCUGAUCAUCUGAACUUUUGGAACUUUCAACCUUUUAGGCGUCAUGGAUAACGGUACGGACGACUACGAGUACAACUACAACUACGAUGGAGACCUCUCGAACAACUCCUGCGAGUAUGAUGAGCUGCAAGUGUCGUACACUCUCAUCCCCAUCCUCUACAUGCUCAUCUUCAUCCUGGGCCUCUCGGGGAACGGCGUGGUUAUCUUCAUCGUGUGGAAGGCGGAGCGCAAGCGCAGAGCGGCGGACGUCUAUAUCGGCAAUCUGGCUAUGGCGGACCUGACGUUUGUUGUGACCCUGCCUCUGUGGGCAGUGUACACGGCUCUGGGGUAUCAGUGGCCAUUUGGUGUGGUCCUGUGCAAGCUCAGCAGCUACGUAGUGAUGCUCAACAUGUUCGCCAGUGUCUUUUGCCUCACCUGCCUCAGCAUGGACAGGUACCUGGCCAUCGUGCGCUCUCUGAGCAGCUCGCAGCUCCGGACCCAUGGGCGAAUGAAGGUUUCCCUUUUUGCAAUUUGGGUUCUCUCAGGAGCACUGGCGUCCCCCACACUGCUCUUCCGCACCACAUUUUUGGACAAUACCACCAACCAGACCUCCUGCGCCAUGGAUUUCAGCCUUGUGUCGACCAAGGAGAACGAAAAAUUUUGGAUUGCUGGACUGGGCAUCUCCUCCACUGCGUUUGGGUUCCUGAUCCCGUUGCUGGCCAUGAUGGUGUGCUACGGCUUCAUUGGCUGUACCGUGACACGACACUUCAACAAGAACCUUGGCAAAGGGGACCAACGCAAGCGGCGCCUCCUGAAAAUAAUCACGACCCUCGUGGUCGUGUUCGCGGCCUGCUGGAUGCCCUUUCACCUUCUAAAGUCCAUGGAUGCCCUCUCCUACCUUGGAGUUGUGCCCGAAUCCUGCUCGCUGCUCAAUUUCCUGCUCUAUGCUCAUCCCUACGCCACCUGCCUCGCUUACCUCAACAGCUGCCUCAACCCAUUUCUCUACGCGUUCUUCGACCUGCGCUUCAGAUCUCAGUUUCUGUGCCUCCUGAACCUGAAGAAGGCGCUCCACUCCAGCCCGGCAAGUUCUCUUUCCUCACAGAAGACUGAGGCGCCAUCUCUAGCCACUAAGGUGUGAACAACAGAGAUUUUUUACGAGAGGAAGUCGUCUCAUUGAAGCCUUCGCAACUCGCCGGUAAAUCUACUGAUCUUGGAAAAGCAAAACCCCAAACUCUCGACUUGAUGUGUAUCGCACCAAAAGCUCUUUUUUUAUUGACUGCUCUUUUUUUUUUUUGGUGCGGUCUGAGUUCCCCUGAGGUUUUCGGGUUUGCAGUGCCAGGCUCUUUGGCAUUGCUUCCGGAGAUCAGAGCUCACGGACAGCUGCGUUCCAGACGUUCGCGUCGGGCGUCUCGUAGACCUCAUGUGGACUCUUUAGGGCGACUCAGGGCUGAUGGAGGAAGCCUAGUGGGUGGUCUGCACAACAAGAGACAUUUGCUCUCAACUUUGGCAAACAAUAUCCUCCAUAAUUGUAUCGCUUCAUUUUUUAAGCACUUGGACAUACAUAGAAAGGGUUGUCCCAGUGUCUCCUACUGAGCAAUUUACCUGUUGUCUUCAUUACUGGCGAUCAGACUAUUGGGUUCGGGGGGGCGGGGGUGUCAGCUGAGCAGAAGUGUUGCAACCUGAUUAAAGAGUGGUGUGUGUGUGUGUGUGUGUGUGUGUGUGUGUGUGUGUGUGUGUGUGUGUGUGUGUGUGUUUUGGGGGACUCCGAAUGCCAGAUGGCAGCUGACAAAUGCUGUUUGACGAGGGCGAGUUAAUAAGUGGCAGCUUUUACAAAUGACAGACUGCUGUAAAUGUGUGUGUGUGUGUGUGUGUGUGUGUGUGUGUGUGUGUGUGUGUGUGUGUGGACAUUAAUGGAAUGUAAUGGGUAGCUAAUUUUCAUGAAUUUCUCAUGUUUUUCAUGAACUGAUCAACCUGCUAUGACACUGCUAUGAAUUAAUCUGUAAAUAAAAUCUUUAUUCCACUGAAAA
Messenger RNA from Silurus meridionalis, 2105 nucleotides. RefSeq names its product apelin receptor b (gene aplnrb). The record is from RefSeq and is a predicted model, not a curated record. Gene Ontology annotation, cellular component: membrane. The transcript has a single exon. Lineage: Eukaryota; Metazoa; Chordata; Actinopteri; Siluriformes; Siluridae. The coding region runs from base 143 to 1216 and encodes 357 amino acids. Gene Ontology annotation, molecular function: G protein-coupled receptor activity. Gene Ontology annotation, biological process: G protein-coupled receptor signaling pathway.